Ostrea edulis (European flat oyster) is the source of this 926-nucleotide messenger RNA. RefSeq lists its product as uncharacterized. The coding region runs from base 219 to 926 and encodes 235 amino acids. The transcript has a single exon. The record is from RefSeq and is a predicted model, not a curated record. NCBI's taxonomy places the organism in Eukaryota, Metazoa, Mollusca, Bivalvia, Ostreida, Ostreidae.
AUGCUGAAUCCAACAUUAUCCUCCAAAUUUGUGAUUGAACCGACAAAACCAUUAGAAAUGAAAGGGUAUGAAGACUACACUGACUAACUUUUACACUAUAGCCCCCAACUUGCGGACUACCUUUAUGGUAUAAAUACAUACUUAUACCAGAACUGUUUGAACGCUUGUUACGUGAAAAGAUCUACUCUUGUGGCACUGUCCGAAUAAAUCGCCGUGGAAUGCCAGAAGCCAUCAAAAGUGCCAAAUUAAAGAACAGAGGAGAAUCCCUUACAAUGCAGAAAGGCAACCUAGUAGCAACAGCAUGGAAAGACAAGAAGAUUGUGACUUACCUAAGCACAAACUGCGAUCCUACACAGACCAGAGUAGUGCAAAGACGUCAAAAGGAUGGGACCCUAAAGGAUGUGUCAGCUCCAAGUGUCUCUGAGCUAUACAACAAAUAUAUGUUUGGUGUAGACUUGGCUGACCAAAAGAGGAUGCAGUAUUCCACUUGCAGAAAAGCCAAAAAAUGGUACAAGUACUUGUUUUGGUUUUGUUUUGAUAUUGCACUUGUCAAUUCCUUGAUUUGCAUGCAAGAAUCGCCAAAUCAUAAGUUGCUGACCAAAACAAACAAGGAAAAAAAGAGAACGCAGUUGGACUUCAGAAUGGCAUUGGCGCAGCAGAUGAUCGGAACAUUCAGAGGAAGUAGAAAGCGUAGGGCACCUGGAGUAACGGGAAAUUGUGGGGAUGCACAUUGGCCCAUUCAAUUUGAAAAAGCUGGACGAUGUAAGGGAUGUGCAAAGCAGAACAAGAGACACGAAGUCUCUACUGGAUGCAGACAAUUGGCGUUUUCGACUGGUACGUUUCCGAUGAAUAAAAAUAAGCUCCGCCCACUUGCGCAGAAGAAGAAAUUUACUAAACGGAGAUGUUCCAGUCGAACAGAAAUUUGA